Molecule: messenger RNA, 321 nt
Organism: Cinara cedri
Lineage: Eukaryota; Metazoa; Arthropoda; Insecta; Hemiptera; Aphididae
Source: the annotation of a GenBank genome assembly
AUGUUCCGCGCGGCGCUCGGUCCCCGGCACUUGUUGCUGCCGCCGUCGCACUACACCGCCGGCCAGCGCCGUCGUUUCGAACCGGAACGCGUUAUCGCCCGGCCCGGAACUGCGGAUUUUCGCGAGAAUUCUGAAAUUCCGUUUUGCCAACGUACGUCCUCGGCGCCUUUGCUCCUUAGCGCCGCUGUUUAUUUCUCGAUCCUGCUGUCGACUUGUUCCGAUGUUCUCCUAUCACAGCCACGUCUCCUCGCGUCUUGUCCCCGCGCGCUUCCGGGAUGGGGCAAUCCGCCCACGUUUAGAACGCCUCGUGCUGUUCGAUAG